Molecule: messenger RNA, 1775 nt
Organism: Anopheles nili
Lineage: Eukaryota; Metazoa; Arthropoda; Insecta; Diptera; Culicidae
Product: dnaJ homolog subfamily C member 21
Exons: 3
Coding region: 1-1767 (588 amino acids)
Cellular component (GO): cytoplasm
Molecular function (GO): zinc ion binding; nucleic acid binding
Source: RefSeq, a predicted model, not a curated record
AUGAAGUGCCACUAUGAAGUGCUCGGUAUAACGCGUACCGCAGAAGCGGACGAAAUCAAGAAGUCCUACCGAAAACUCGCCCUCCGCUGGCACCCGGACAAGAAUCUUGACAACGCGGAAGAAGCGAACCAACAGUUUCUGCUAGUGCAGGCAGCAUACGACGUGCUCUCGGAUCAUCAAGAGCGAGCAUGGUACGAUAAUCACCGAGAACAGAUUCUACGCGGUGGACACACGGACUACGAGGACAACUCGCUGGAUGUGUUUCCCUAUUUCACUGCCUCGUGCUACAAGGGCUUUGGCGAUGAGAAGGGGGGCUUUUACGCGGUGUACGCGGAAGUGUUCGACAAACUGGCCACGGAAGAGGUUGAAUUCCUUGAUACGGAAGCAGAGUUUGAAGCGAUACCGAAAUUCGGUGACUCGCAGUCCGACUACGAAUCGAUCGUGCGUUUGUUCUACGGCUUUUGGGAGGGUUUCUGUACGAAGAAAAGUUACGCCUGGUUAAACCCGCACAAUGUGUCCGAGAUCCGCGAUCGCCGGAUUCUGAAGGCGAUCGAAAAGGACAACAAGAAAGUGCAGCAGAAGGCACGAAAAGAACGCAACGAGGAAAUUCGCAGCCUGGUGUUGUUUGUAAAGAAGCGCGACAAGCGCGUGCAAGCAUACAAAAAGCUGCUGGAGGAAAAGGCGACCCAGAAUCGGUUGAAAUCACAACAGAUGCGCCUGGAGCAGAUUCGCCGUAAUCAGCAAGAGAUCGAGGAGCAGCAGCGGAACUCAUCGACACAUUUUUUCAACGAUGCAUAUGAGGAGCAGUUAAGGAAACUGGAGGCCGCCUAUGCCGAGGCAUCGGAGGACGAAUCGGUCGAUGAAGAAGAGCAAAUGAACGGGCUAGAUGACGCGAUGGCCGGGCUGAACGUAAGCCGGAACGAAAACGGCGAAGAAAGCUAUUACGUGGACGAUCUGUACUGCGUCGCGUGCGCCAAAAUGUUCACAAACCGUAGCUCGUACGAAAACCACGAAACGUCGAAAAAGCACAAGCAAAACGUAGAACUGCUGCGAAAACAGAUGCGCGAAGAACAGGAGGAGCAAGAUCGGGAAGACGAGAACCAUGACAGCCUGUCGAACGACGAGCUGGAAAAUGCGAUUGGCAGCGAGAACGAGGAGGAACAGGAAUUAGUCCAAAAAGUGGAAAAGAAACCGGAGAAAAGCAAGCAGAAGAAAAACAAGGGCAAAAAGAAGGCACUUAACAGCAACAUACCUGUGAUAAAAUCGUCCGAUGACGAGGAAAACGCACCCGAAGAUGAUGCCGUCGAUAUGAUUGGUUCACGAUUGGGACGUAAAGGUGGCGGACCGGGAACCAGUAGGCUUGCCAAUAGCGACGACAGUGACGACUGGACCGGUGGUGGCAAAAAAUCGAAUCGCAAGGGAAAAGCCAAAGCAAAAGGUUCUGAAUCGAGCUCCAAGAGCAAAAAUACUAAAGCAGCACCGGCAGCAGCUAAGAAGGAUCAGGCUCCAGAGGAAACGUCGGAAGUGCUUGAUGAGCCUUUGGCAAAUAGCACCACGAAAGCGUCGGAGCUGGCUUCCGAUGAUGACAGAGCUGCAGGCCAACCCAGUGAGCAUGCGUGUGUGACCUGCCGGGAAAAGUUUUCGUCCAAGAACAAACUAUUUGACCAUCUCAAGAAAACGGGCCACAGCGUGUACAUCGACAAGCUGAAGCCAACCAAAGCAUCCGGCAAGGGUGACGGAACGAAGGGCAAACGAAAAGGAAAAUGAAAAGAAAA